Mytilus trossulus (common blue mussel) is the source of this 331-nucleotide messenger RNA. RefSeq lists its product as uncharacterized. Lineage: Eukaryota; Metazoa; Mollusca; Bivalvia; Mytilida; Mytilidae. The coding region runs from base 20 to 331 and encodes 103 amino acids. The record is from RefSeq and is a predicted model, not a curated record. The transcript is spliced from 5 exons.
CCUUGUGGACUUUGAAACAAUGUCGGUUAUAUACAUAAUUCUAAUACUUUGUUUUAUUGAUAAAGGGACUAGUUUAAAAGAUCUACACGUUUGUUACGACAUAAAAAGGAACCUAGAGUAUUGUUGUUCGGACUAUGAAAACAUAAAUGGUACAUGUAUAGAGUGCAAAAUUGGUUUUGUAUCAAUAAGUGGAAAGCCAUGUUCUCAUUGUCAGAAACACAGAUUUGGAGAAAGAUGUUUGAAACGUUGCUACUGUAAUGAUAUUGAAGAAAGAUGUGAUCACGUAAAAGGAUGUGUUCCAAAGUAUGAACAUACCGAUGAACUUACUUAG